AUGUACCGGACCACGUCUGCCACUGCCGACCAGCAGCAGCAGCAGCAGCAACAACAAUAUUACAGCCAGGAGCCUCGAUCGUACUCUCAAGAGUUUGUUGCCAUGCCGGUGUCGCCCCACGGCUCAGAAGUGUCGGACGGGUAUGCGAGGCGGCCCGCGUCUAGGGGCAUGACGUCGCACUCAGCACACAGACCAUCGAUUCCACGCGCCCCGUCCGUAGGGUCUACUUACAGCAUCUUCCCACCGCCGACGAAGCCGCUUCCCCCGAUUCCGAUGAAAGGAAGGAGGGCAGCAAGGGCGCCUUCGCAAGAUUCGUUUGACAAGUCAUCGGCCAGCGGCGACCGGUACUCGCGGUCCUCCAUCGCAACAUCCAACCCCGAUACCGCGCCGACCCAGACGCUGUCUUACAUUUCCGACACGCAACAGGCACCGAAUGCCAUAAAUACGGCCCGCCAGAGAUCCAUCCCGGAAGUGAAGCCAUCCAAAGCUUCCAUCGCAUCGACCACGUCGUUUGACCUCGGCUUCGACAAGCAAAUCGUCUCGGACGACAAGCGCAUCAACAACAGCGUCUUUUACCUCGACGUUUCGCCGGCGUCGAAGAUCCUGGCCAGCAAGCAUGGCAACAACAUCCUCAAACUAUGGGAUCUCGAGACCGGCGCGCUCGAGAACUCGAUCAAGUUCACCUCGUACACGGAAGCACAGUCGCGAUCGCGAGACUACCUGAUCAGAAGCCACUCCAUCGUUUCGGAAGCAUCCAACCUCGUGGCCAUCGCGACUCGCUUCGGCAGGACGAUAGAGAUCUGGAACUGGGGAAAGAAAAAGUGCCUGCAGACCAUCGACGACGCGGACAGAUGGACCGCUGCGAGCACCGAGGCGUACGGUGGAGGAUGCAGCCCCCUGGCUGUGUAUCGCGGCGACGACAGUCGGAUUGACAUCUUUACGGCGACACAAGACAAGAAGCCGUUCGCUAAGCAACGAUCCAUCGACCUGAAGCAAGCCAACCUACCGUUUGUGCCCCAAUAUCCCGAGCUGGCCCUCUCGGCAACGAGUCCGCUUCUGGUCGCAGCAGCUGGGCCGAGGCCACCACGCCGCGGCCAACCGCCACCGGACAAGGAGACGCUGCUCGUCGCAUGGGACACCAACACUGAUGGGUACGGCUCCAACAAGCCUUUCCGGGUGGCACGACCAUGGCAGCACGAAGAGAUUGGCACCGCCAUCCCCUGCGAUCUCUGCGCAUAUGGCAGCGUCGUGGUCUCGAUCUGGAUCCCGGCCGGGUUCCGCGCAGUGCCGGUGCCCCCGUCGCGAGACGGAACAGGGUUCAAGCUGGUACCCGUCAAGGUGCCCUCGCGAUACGUGCUGGUGUGGGACCUCUCGGCCAACUCGACGCACACGUUCGCGAUACCCAACUGCGCGGCGUGCAUAUCCCCCGACUGCCGGUAUGUCGCGUACUGCCACGCCAGCGGCACGGGCAUCGGGGCGCGGGGCUGCGUGUGCGUGCUGGACGUAGUUGACGGGCGGGAGGUCUGGUGCUGGCCCGACAAGGACGCUCUCGCCAUCGACAGCGGGCCGAAACCUGGGUUUGAGCAGUUCAACGAUUUGUCCUCGGUCUCGGAGCUGGCGUUCUCCGCCGACGGGAGGUCCCUGAUCAUGGCGGACCGAAAUGGCCGGAUCGGCGUGUAUAACGUGCGGGAGCAACGAUAA
Molecule: messenger RNA, 1701 nt
Organism: Purpureocillium lilacinum
Lineage: Eukaryota; Fungi; Ascomycota; Sordariomycetes; Hypocreales; Ophiocordycipitaceae
Molecular function (GO): protein binding
Source: RefSeq, a predicted model, not a curated record